Pyrenophora tritici-repentis Pt-1C-BFP is the source of this 990-nucleotide messenger RNA. RefSeq names its product Mit-KHE1 domain containing protein. Gene Ontology annotation, biological process: proton transmembrane transport; potassium ion transport. Gene Ontology annotation, cellular component: mitochondrial inner membrane. The record is from RefSeq and is a predicted model, not a curated record. NCBI's taxonomy places the organism in Eukaryota, Fungi, Ascomycota, Dothideomycetes, Pleosporales, Pleosporaceae.
AUGCGCCUCUUCCUGCUGCCCAUCUCCACCCGCCGCUCGCUCAUCUACUGCGAGAAGCUGCACCAAAAGGCCCCCAAGGACCGCUCCUACUAUGACAAAAUCACCAUAAAGGCCAGUGAGACGUGGGUCGGCUGGGAAAAGGACGAAAAGGCCAUCUGGGACUGGAAGCGCAAAGUCACCUUCUACGGCAACCAGGCCCUGAAGCGGAUACCGUACGAAGAGUGGGGGCUCAAGACGAUACCUGCACUCACUGCCAAGCGGAAGCAGGACAUUGUCGACGGCAAGGCCAGCUAUGAGGUCCUGUUCCCGGGCAAGUACCUGCCGCAGGAACGUGUGUCGGGCCUGCUCGAGAAGUUGGCCAAGGAGCGACAGAACAUGCACCGGACGAAGUUGAUCUGGAGCGUCGUCAUCAUGCCCUUCACCGCGCCUUUUAUGCUGGUGCCCGUCAUUCCCAAUUUGCCCUUCUUCUACGUCCUCUACCGCGCCUGGUCGCACUGGAAGGCGCUCGGCGGCUCAAAGCACCUCGAGUUCCUCCUCAAGCACAAUCUGCCCAAGCCCCAUCCGUCUGCCAUUCUCGAUGAGCUCUACACAGCUGGCCUCAUGUACCCUACCCGCGCGCUUUCCCGUGUCGCCCCUCUUCCAACCCCGGAGCAGGCACAAGAGGUCGCCAACGUAGUCCAUAGGCAGACAAACAACGAGACGGAAGACGUCAUGGUCCUGCAGCGGUGGAACGGCAAGCUGAUUGCCGAGAAGUUUGACCUACCUGAGAUGGAGGUCGAAAUCGAGCGUGCAGUCGGACAAGUGGAGGCGGCCAUCAAAUCCAAAGAAAAGCGUAUCGAGGAGAAGCUCGAGCAAGAGCGAGCCACCAGCGGCAACACGGUACGGGCAAAGGACGUGCUACCCGAAGAAAUUCUCGGGAAGAUACAUGAAAAGGCCGAACAUGUAGCACACGAGGGCAAUGAGAAGGCGAAGCAGGCGAUGAAGUCGUAG